Messenger RNA from Anthostomella pinea, 870 nucleotides. Lineage: Eukaryota; Fungi; Ascomycota; Sordariomycetes; Xylariales; Xylariaceae. The record is from the annotation of a GenBank genome assembly.
AUGCCCUCCGCAAUCAACCGGACGGUGUCCAACGGCGGCACGUCCAAGAUCCGGAUGAUGGUGCUCGAGACCGACGACCCGCACCCAGAGACGCACGAUGAGAAGGGGUCCUACAGCGAGAUCUUGCACCGGCACUUCGUCGAAGCGGGUAAGAGCCACAAUCCGCCACUGGGCGUCGAGACGGACCGGCGGUUCGUGGUACGCGACAAGGGCGGGAAGGUGCCCAAGUUCGAGGACUUCGAGGGCGUGCACUCGGUCCUGAUCACGGGCAGCAUGUUCGAUGCCGAGGGGGAUAAUCCGUGGAUUAUAGAGCUGCUCGAUCUCUUGAGAGAUCUGUACAAGCAGCGUCCAGACUGCAAGCUCAGCGGUGUCUGCUUCGGCCACCAGCUCAUAUGCCGCCUUCUCGGCGCCACAGUCGGGCCCUCGCCAGCCGGCGACUGGGAACUAGGCCACAGCCCGAUCAACCUAACCCCAGUCGGCCAGCAGAUCUUCAAGACGUCCAGCGGCCGCGUGCACCUGCACCAGAUGCACCAAGGGCAGGUGAAUUCGGCGCCGACGGCCCAAUCCGCUGGUGAUUUGUUGCCCCCCGACGCCAAGGUCCACAUCUGGGGCUGGAGCGAGCACACACCGGUGCAGGGCGUGUACAUCGCGGACCGCGUGCUGACGACGCAGGCGCACCUGGCGUUCGACGAACAGAUGGUACGUCGCGAGAUCGACAUGCGCGUCGAGAGCGGCGGCAUCCAGGACCUGGCGCAUGCGGACCGCGCCAAGGAGACGGCGCAUCUGGAGCACGAUGGCUUGAAGGUGGCCGCGGCGAUAUUGCGCUUCUUCCACGAUGAGGACAGGGGGAUUUAUGAGAAGAUGGGGUGA